Messenger RNA from Astyanax mexicanus (Mexican tetra), 3741 nucleotides. It is a transcript of the gene cdadc1, whose product is annotated as cytidine and dCMP deaminase domain containing 1. Bases 129 to 1616 code for a protein of 495 amino acids. The transcript has 9 exons. Lineage: Eukaryota; Metazoa; Chordata; Actinopteri; Characiformes; Acestrorhamphidae. Gene Ontology annotation, molecular function: catalytic activity. The record is from RefSeq and is a predicted model, not a curated record.
UUGAGCCUGGGCUCCUCCUGCUGGGUGACGUCACUGUGAAUAGGAAGCAAGUGAAGUGGAGAUGAUGAUGAUGAUUAUGGCUGUGUAGCAGGAGAGUAGCGGGGUAAUAAAACACACUGACCGCCUGAAUGGCAGCUCCGCACAGCCCUGGUCCCGCAGACCCGCAGCCGCAGCGCGGAGGAGUGACCGGCGGAGUGAGGGGGAUCAGCACGCAGACGGACAGCAGGGUUCAGGGCCCCGGACCAAGACUGUCCAAAGUCAACCUCUUCACAUUGUUGAGUCUAUGGAUGGAACUUUUCCCUAAGAAGAAAUCUCAGGAACAAGAUAAUGGAUCUGCCGGAGACACCGGACUGGUGGUGGUUCAGGAUCAGAGAGUGCUGGGGCUGCACUGCUCUGGGUCGGUGCAUGCAGGUCAGGUAGCAGUGCUCAGACAUGGAUCCAGGCUAAAGGGGUGUGAUCUCUACUUCUCCAGAAAGCCCUGCUCAACCUGUCUCAAGAUGAUCAUCAACGCUGGUGUGAACAGGAUCUCUUACUGGCCUGCUGAUGCUGAAAUAACCCUGCUCUCUGAUGAAGAAAGAGCUGCAGAGGAGGCCAGGCUGGACGCUCAAGCUGCCGAACGGUUAAAAUCCAACAGCAGAGCUCAUAUAUGUGUGAUGCUUCAGCCUCUAGCCAACUCCAUGCUUCAGUUCGUAGAGGAGACGUCCCGCAACAGCGACUUCCUGGGAAGAAUGGCGGCAGAUGACCAGUCCCGGGACAUCGGUGAACUCUUUAUGGAGGAACGGCUGAAGCACUGGGAUAAUUUUUCUAGAAGGUUCUGCAUAGAGGAUGCAGAACAGCACAGGAAGCUGCUGGAGAAGAUGGGUCUGGAGAACUUUAGCACUGACCCGUAUUUCAUUACGCUGCGGCAGCACAUGAAAGACCUGAUUAAGGUUCUGGCUUCUGUAGCUGCCAGUGUUCCUGUUCAAGAACAUGAGUACGGGUUCUAUGAGACAGAAACCACACCCACUAAGGACAGUACACUACCUCAGGAGGUUGUGUGGCACUGUAUUAUACAGGCUGCACUGCUGGCUUAUAGAACAGAAGAUCCUAAAGUGGGAGUCGGUACAGUCAUUUGGGCAGAAGACAAAUGGCAGUCUGAGUGUGAUGGAAUGGGCACCAUGUACCUGGUGGGCUGUGGUUAUAACGCGUACCCUGCAGGGUCGAAGUACGCCGAAUUCCCACAGAUGGACACCAGACAGGAAGAGAGAUGCAACCGCAAGUACCGGUACAUCAUCCACGCCGAGCAGAAUGCGCUCACGUUCAGGAGCACUGAAGUGAGGGGGCAGGAGAAGACCAUGCUCUUCGUGACGAAGUGUCCGUGUGAUGAGUGUGUGCCUCUGAUUUGCGGCGCAGGCAUCAAGCAGAUUUACACCACUGACCUGGACAGCGGCAAAGACAAGCAUGACAUCUCCUACAUGCGCUUCAGCCAGCUCAGCCAAGUGCAGAAGUUCAUUUGGCAAAAAUCACCUGCGGCCAGAAGUGCUUCUGAAAAGUCUCGUCCACCUCUAGCAAAUGGCCACUUGAAGCACAGAAGGGAAGAAGACACUGACUGUCAUAACAAGAGACAGAGAACAUAAGGCAAAAUCCCAGCUACAAUCCCCAUGAAUAAUAAUCUGAAUAAUAUAAUUAUUCUGAAAUCUCUUUAUUUAUUGUUAUACCGUUUUGUAUUUGCACAGAACAAACCAGUUAAAUCAGGGGUGUCUUAUCAUAUAUGCAAGAGGACGGUGUGGCUGCAGUAAAUAUCUCUUUACUAAAUUUAUAAAAAGCAUAUUUUAACAGAUUUAGAAGAUUCACUGCAAUAAUGGAGACUGUAAUCAUUAACCCCUUAAGCUGUGACUAUAUACUAAAGAAAAGUAAGUUUGACAGGGAUGCACUGAAUAUUCGGCAAACAAAUUUUUUGGCUGAAAAUGGCAAAAAAACACUUAAGCUGUUUGACUAGAAUAUUACCACACAGCUACAUUUAGAGGUAAAUUCAUGAUUAGAAUGGCACUACAAGGUAAGCCUAUUGUGCUCUGACGGUUUAUUCAUUCAUACCAAAAUUAAAAGGUAUGAAUGAAUAAAUUAAUUAAUUAAUUAAUCUGUGCAUCCCUAAUAUUCGGUAACUAUUGUUUCCGUAAACAUCAUUGUUUCCGUGCUACUAUAGGUUUUUUCCAACUUGUUCCAAAAUAUUUCCCUGAAGAAAAAAAAAAAGAAUAAAUCUGUUUUACCCGGUUUUACCUUCAUAUCUCCCAAAUUAUCCAGUCAACUGAGAAACUGAAGGUUUUUAUUAAGCUUUUUACAAAUCUAAGUGACAUACAGCAGAUGUAGGUGUUUAAAAUAAAAUACAAUACAGCUUGGUUUAGAUUGGUCUUGUUUAGUUAUUAUUAUUUUUUAACUGCUUUUAGAGUCAAAAGAACACAUGGUACAAAUGGUUAUAUUUUAAAGUUGCACUAAGCAUGAAGUCUCUGUUUACCUUUAUCAAAUAAUGUGCUUAUAAAUGUACAAAACUAUACAAUACUACAGCUCCAAACUUCAAAGUCUAGACUGAAUUUGUCAGCUGCUACAUCAUAAAAGGCUGCUACUAAAUGAAGGACCAUUCUUAUACAGCCAGAGUGAUCUGAUCUGAAGGACGCAACUGAUGUAUCCUUCACUGCCUUUAGUUACCCAGAAUUCACUGGGCACACAUGCAACAAAGGGAAAAAGAAAACUGUGGACCACUGGUUAUAUGUAUUACACACAGCAGUGAAUGAGAAAUUUGUAUGCACAAGUAUAUUCUGUAAUGCACAAAUUAAAAGUAAGGACUGGCUAUUGGUCUGUCUUAAAUCCUAAAAUUAUGUAGCAUAUUUAUAGGUUAAUAUUAUCACCAAAACGUGUCAAGAUAGAUAUUUAAUAUUCAUUUUAAAGCAUUUCUAUUGGAAAAUUUACCAGGAAAUAAAAAAAAGAUUCAGAUCAUGUCAAAAAAUGCUAAAAUACUCCUAAAUAAGUAAAUACCAGGAAUUAUGAUUUGUCAGAAUUUAAUAACCAAUAUGUUUUACCACAUUUUCUCUUUAAGUGCAGCACUUUGUCUAAUUUAUUCAUAAAAUCUGUACGCUGCGUCAAAUAUUCAUAAAAAUAUGAAUAUUUGACACAGCGUAUCCAUAAUGCAUCACAAACAAAAACAAUAUAAUAUAUUGCAAUAUUAAUAUUUUGUCCCACCUGUAGUAAUUAUCGUGACAGGUCUUGUUGCUUGUUGUGUUGUGUUUGUUUACUAGGUGAACCAAUGCACUUUUUUACACACAGAGCAAGAAAAAACGAGCAAAAAAGAAAAUAAUGCUUGAAUUUUCCUUUAUUGGUGAUAUGGUACAAUUAGCAUUUAAGAAGGAAGGAUGCAACCAUGUGUGGCAUGGGAAACGAUAUCAGUUUCGAUAUGGUAGCUCAUCUUGAUUUCGUUUUUUGACUGUAAUUUCUUUGUUACAUAUGAGGGUGUGAAGAUACUGGAUAAAUUUGGCUCAGAUGCUGUUUUAUAUAUUACUACUAUAUUUAAAUGGUUCCCCUGCUGAAGGGCUGACAUGUUUUCCAUGGCUGACUUCUUAUUUUUAUUUUUUGACAUUUUGCGCAAUACUGAAAAAGCCUGCACCCGAUCUGAGCUAUUAAUGCAGAUUGAAACCGCGAGGAAGGGAAGCAAACAGACUGUGCGACGGUUUGGAUUUCUUCAUCCUCAAUAAAGAUUUGGCAAUGAAUGAA